UAAACGUUAGCGGAGGAAGAGGUGGGUAAAGACGUUCGAGAACGGAUAUGGAUUUGUCAUCAUGGCGGGAGGCAUGAAAACAGCAGGCGGCUUCAUUUCGACCACAACCCAGAUAACGCUGUUUGUCGCGCUGUUCUUCAGCUUUCCACCGAAGUCACAGCAGCAUACGGGUUCUAAAAAUCCUGUGGUGGAUCUACAGGAUGGAGAGGUUUACAUCUUAUCAGGGUCCAAUCGGUUCUGCUACAAAAACAUCAUUGUUCCAACCUGGAAACAGACCUGGACAGGGAUUCAGAUCAAGGUCUGGAGUUCCGGUGUGUUCAAGGUGAUAACAGUGGAAGGUGAGGAUGAGCUGCAGGAACUGGAGCGAUUUAGCGUAUGGACCUGGUUCAGGGGGUUAUUACUUGAACGAUACAACGAAACCACCAUUACCAUCAACCUGUUCAGCAAGAAUACCUGCUUCAGGGUCGACCCCAGUGGGGACAGCCAGUACACCAUUAAACCUCUGCGAAAGUUUGAUAUCUACCUGUUCCUGGUCUUUCUUACUGGGGUGCUGUUGCUGUUCUUUGCAGACUUACUCAGCAGGAGUCAAGUUUUCUUCUACUCUUCUGGAAUGAGCAUAGGCAUGAUCGCCUCCCUCCUCGUCCUCGUCUACAUUUUGGGACGUUUUUUACCAAAGAAAGGCCCUUUUUAUCUGCUAAUUGCCGGCGGCUGGUCGUUCUCGGUCUAUACCAUUCAACUUGUGUGCAGGAACCUCAAGAUAAUUCUGCAGGAACACUGGAACAUGGCUUUAGUUUAUGUUGUGGUGGUGGGAUUCGUCAGCUUUGCCAUCUGCUAUCGCUACGGUCCCUUGGUGAACGAGAAGAACAUCAACAUCAUGUCGUGGACGCUGCAGCUGCUGGGCCUCCUCCUCAUCUACAUGGGAAUUCAAAUUCAACAGGUGGCCUUCGCCGUCAUGGUGGCAGCUCUGCUGUCCAAAAAUCUGGAGUACCCAGUCCUUCUGGGACUGACCGUGUUUAGGAAAAUGAGACGGUUUGUAAACUGGAAGCCAGAGCCACGUCGUCUGUUGACUGAGGAGGAGUAUCAGAAAGAAGCGGAUGAGGAGACCAGACGUGCCCUAGAGGAGCUCAGGAAGUACUGCAACAGCCCAGAGUUCAGUCCAUGGAAGGCCGUGUCCAGGCUUCAGUCUCCACGAAGGUUUGCUGAUUUCAUGGAGGGCUCGUCUCACCUGAUGCCGAACGAGGUGUCGGUCCACGCGCAGGAAUACGGCUUUGGAGGAACAUUCUACGAAGAUGAAUUAUUUGACACUGACGAUGAAGAGGAUGAAGAGUUGAAGCCUCUGAUGAGAACAGAGUGGGAGGACACACACACAGAGACACACACACCCCUAGUGGUGGUUGUUGUAAUUGCCUUUCAGAAAGGUGCUAAAGAAACAGUUCUCCAGAACCUGUGAAGAAAAGUCCUGCUGCUCCAGUAGUGAACUGUGAGGGUGACUUCAGUCUCAGCAGCUUAAAGCAGUCACUACAGCCACACCAGGCAGCACUGUUGGGUCACAUUCAGCCACAGGGGGCGCCAUCAUUUCAGGGGAGCAAUGGUUUAAAUCUACGCUUAACGAACUCUGCGGUUGAGGCUGGUUUGAUUUGAAUGGUUUUUAAUUUUGUCUGUGGACGUUUCAGUCGGUCAGCAGAGCAACAGAACGUCAGCUGCUGAUACGACAGGAAUUUUUGUCUUUUUUAAUUCCGUUAAUUCCGUUUUUAAUGGGCUUCAUCAACAAAGGUGACGCGAUACUUUCAAUAAAAAAUGUGUUAGCCCCAACGUGUUUGUAUUGGUGUCAUUGGACAAGAGGCUGGAACUCAAAGGGCAGUGAUUUCAAGUCGGGGGCAACACAGGGGAACAGGUGGAUCACAUGUUUGCCUUACAGCCAAAAAGAUUGCUGGUUCGAUCUCUAGUCUUUCAGUGUAGAAAGAACCUGUUCUGGGUUUGUUAGUUGUAUACUCCCACUUACCACAAGUAUUUUUUUUUUAGCGAGGUCGUGAAAUGCUACCAGGACAGAAAACAUGGGGGCGGUGUUGCACAGUACAGCUAAUGUGUGGGUGUAAAAGGAACAGGAAGAAGAAGAUGACAGAACAACAGAAACGUUGCUAUGGUAUAACUCGGAUAUGAUCUCUCUACUCAGCACUGCCCCUAGUGGAACAACCAUGCCAUAAGACGUAUGAUGGUUAAAAUGGAUACACUGAAUGAAAAGGAACCAGAUGGUGCAAUGGAGCUUUUUUUUGUGUGUGUCUCUUCAUGUGACCCAGUGAUGAACUGAGGAAUUCUGAUUUCCACCCUAUGACUGCUGGGAUACGCUCUCAUUCCUACUGCCCUGAAAAGGAUGAAGCAGUUGAAAAUGAAUGAAUGGAUGGAUCUUUAAAUGUAGAAUGUUCACUCUCCUGUUUGCCCAGCAGGGGGUGUUAUAACUGCAUUUCUACAACAUGGAACCAGGUUCCAGCUGCUCUGGUCAUCACUGUAGUCCAGCACCGAGUGGCCUAAGACCUGAGACUGACUCUGACAAUGCAGUGAAAAGUUGAAGGAGGUCAGACAUUGACUGGUUCUUUUCUAUGUGAUCUUACUGAAGAGUUUGAGACACAAUUUGGAAUUUUAUUACAGGAAGCUGUGAAAUGUCAGAAGUUGACUUAAAAACAAAGAACCACAAUUACUUACUAGGGAUGACUUGGUCGGACUUCAGGAUUGGUAUCGCUCUAAUGUUGGUCUAAAGAUUUAAGGAUGAAACAUGGAAAACUAAAGCCUGUUAGCUCCGAUUACCUACACCCAAACAGGGGCGCUAACGCCUCGGCAACGGAGGAGAAAAGAAGGUAUUGGAUUGAGACAUGAAAAAGUUGUAUCGCUCUUCCCUACUACUUAUUAUACGUAUUCCUUUUUUAUAUUAAUUUAUAUUUUUCCCAAUUAUACUGCAAUAUAAUAUACAAAUAUGCCCCAUCACACAUAUUUUGUAAAUAUAUUUGACUGAAUAUACUGAUUCUGCCUUCCAGGAAAAAGGAGGUAAAGAGUUCACCUAAAAUAACCAAAACACACACACAGUCACAGUGGUGUCACCGCCUGAAAAAUACCCAGGUGAUAGGAUAAGAAAUU
Messenger RNA from Cynoglossus semilaevis (tongue sole), 3129 nucleotides. It is a transcript of the gene nemp1, whose product is annotated as nuclear envelope integral membrane protein 1. The record is from RefSeq and is a predicted model, not a curated record. Gene Ontology annotation, cellular component: nuclear envelope. The transcript is spliced from 9 exons. The coding region runs from base 62 to 1450 and encodes 462 amino acids. Lineage: Eukaryota; Metazoa; Chordata; Actinopteri; Pleuronectiformes; Cynoglossidae.